GUUACACAAGGCCCGGUCCUGCGCUGCAGCCCAGGACUCCCGAGGUCAGUAUCCCACGACCCUCGCGGCGAGGAGGACCCCGCCACGUCGCAGCCAAGCGGCCACAAUUCCUCAACAUGUUGUUUCUGGCUGUGCUUGGAGUGGUUCUCGUGCUGUGGCUUCUCUACCGAGGGACGUUGAAACCCAGGGGCUUCCCACCAGGACCGGCCCGAACUCCCUUCGUGGGAUUUUUGCCUCAAUUAGAGCAACAUCUUAUCCACAAGCAAAUGUGGCGGAUGUCACAUAGUUAUGGGCCAGUCAUUGGAGUUUUUUUCGCCCACAAACCUGUCGUGGUCGUCAACGGAUGGGAAGCCAUUAAGGAGUCCCUGCAGAACGACGACCUCAAUGGGCGUCCCGAGAUCUCCCUUCGGAAGAUAAUGCAGGGAGGAGUUCUUCGCGGCGUGAUGUUCGUGGAGGGUGAAUUCUGGAAAGAACAGCGUCGCUUUUCCCUUCAUCACUUCCGGAACUUGGGCUUCGGGAAACGCUCCCACGAGAGCGUCAUCCACGAGGAGGCCAGGGAGCUCAUCGACGAGGUCCUGGACGCCGACGGCAGCGUCAAACUACAGAGCCUCGUGGGCAUUUCGUCCAUCAACAUCCUGUGGGCGGUGAUGGGCGGCGUGCGGUUCCCGAGGAAGGACCCGCAGCUCAUGCACCUCGUGGACAGCCUCAACAAACUCUUCAGAGCAGGAGACCCAAGCGGCGGCCUCGUUGGCGCAUUCCCCUUCCUGCGCCAUUUUGUUUCCCAGGAAAACAGAGCUAUAGUUGUCAUGAACGGAUUUGCUCUUGUCGAGGAAUUUAUUAAGAAAGCAGUAGAACAACACAAGGAAAGCCUCGACCCGAACAAUCCUAGAGAUUUUAUAGAUAUUUACCUCAAUGAGAUCAACAACGAACUCAACAACAACAGCAAAACGAGCUCCACUUUCUCUGAGCAGCUGAUUGCAGUUUGCACAGACGUGUUCAGCGCUGGCGCCGAGACCGGAUCCGCCACGGUGGCGUUCUCUGUUAUGCUCAUGUGCCUCUUCCCGGAAGUCAUGAAGAAAGUGCAAAAGGAGAUUGACUCCGUUAUUGGACGUAAUCGUUUUCCCAGCAUGGCGGACCGGACAGACUUGCCCUACGUGGAAGCAACUCUCAAUGAGGUUUUCCGUUUUCGGGGAGCGGCCACCUUCACCGUCCCUCACAGUGCAAUGCGAGAUACCGUUUUGCGGGGACACCGGAUACCAGCCAAAACGAUGGUAAUGAACAACCUGUACAGUGUUCACAUGGACCCUGAGUAUUGGGGCGACCCUGAAAACUUCCGUCCCGAGCGCUUCAUCAACGCGGAUGGAACCUUCCGCAAGGACGAGCGAAUGAUUCCCUUUGGCAAAGGUAAAAGGACGGCUCUCGGAGAGCCUCUCGCUCGCAUGACGUCGUUCCUGCUGUUCGCGGCGCUCGUGCAGCACCUGGACUUCGAGCUCGACCCCGCCGUCCCCGUCACCAACACGGAAGGCGUCGCAGGGUUCACGCUCGGCCCGCCGGAGUUCAGAGUCUUUGCCAAACGCAGAUUCUGACGGAGGGGAGGAGAGAGAGAGAGAGAGAGAGAGAGAGAAGAGAGAGAGAGAGAGAGAGAGAGAGAGAGAGAGAGAGAGAGAGAGAGAGAGAGGGGGGGGGGGAGAUGCAUGCACAUUCACAUGGAAAUUUAUGUUGAAUCAAAAUAUUUUUAAAUUGUUCAAUGUAUCAUCCUAAUAAAAGCUGCCUCUUUAACUAUA
Penaeus vannamei (Pacific white shrimp) is the source of this 1784-nucleotide messenger RNA. NCBI's taxonomy places the organism in Eukaryota, Metazoa, Arthropoda, Malacostraca, Decapoda, Penaeidae. The record is from RefSeq and is a predicted model, not a curated record.